AAGUUGUGUCUUCUUAUGACUUCUUAUGUUAUCACUGAACCUUUUCCAGCACCUCUUAUACAAAUCAACCCCUUCUUUCUCACUGCAGAAGAAACAGUUUUGCAUUCACCUUUUAUCGUUGCCCAGGGCUGUGCUUCCCAUUUUCUGAAGAACAGCGUGAUUGCUUUCGGUUCAGUACUCGAGCCUUCAGUGUGCAAUCAGUGGACACCUAGUCCCCGAAAGUUCCCACAGGACGGGUCCAUCGGAUCGCAGAGAAGGGGCAGCCAGCGCACGUGGUCUGGGGAGCCCUUCACAGGCACGUCCGUGGAGUUCUGCCAGGCCUGCUGUGGACCAGCAAUGCCCUCUGCCCCUGUAGGUCAAGAAAGGAACUGGGCGGGGGCCUGGGCGCCCGGCGGGCUCCAAGAGGAAGCGUCCCUUGGCGGCAGCAGCUGCGCGCGCUCACGUGUCUCGGGGCGGCCGCCGCAGCCGCCGGGCCGCCCACCCGAGGGAGCAGCGCCCGCGCUCCGCGAUCCCCUUUGCCUUCUUCCCUGCCGCCGGCCCUGGAAGCUCCGGCCUCAGCCGCGGCUCCUCCGUCACCGAUGCUGUUAUCAUCUCUGCUUGCACUCUGCCUGCCACUCUCUCAUGAUGCCUGGUCCCGUUUUGGAGCAGCCUAGUAGAAUUUUCCUUUUGGAGAAGAAAUCUGCCUCUGUUCCUAAUGCAUGCUCACUUUCACCUGCUCCACGGUUGGCAUGCACCACAGUCCUUCAGAAAAGAAUGGAAGGGCUUCAGAAGAGCAGAUACGGAACUAUGGCUGAAGGCAGUGUAGAAGAUUACUGGUUUGCCGUAUCGUCCUCAUUAAGGAUGGUCCUGGUGGGCAGGACAGGCAGCGGGAAGAGCGCCACAGGGAACAGCAUCCUCUGCCAGCCCGUGUUCGAGUCCAAGCUGGGGACCCAGUCCGUGACCAGCACGUGCCAGAGGGCGGCGGGCACGUGGAACGGGAGGAACAUCCUAGUGGUGGACACACCCUCCAUCUUUGAGGCGAAGGCCCAGCACCAAGAGAUGUACAGGGACAUCGGGGACUGUUACCUGCUCUUGGCCCCAGGGCCCCACGUGCUCCUGCUGGUGACCCAGCUGGGGCGCUUCACUGCCCAGGACACAGUGGCCGUGAGGAGGGUGAAGGAGGUCUUUGGGGCAGGGGCCAUGAGACACACGAUCGUCCUCUUCACCCACAAGGAGGACUUGGGGGCCGAGUCCCUGGACGACUACGUGGCCAACACGGACAACCUCAGCCUGAGGAGCCUGGUGCAGGAGUGCGGGCGGAGGUACUGCGCCUUCAACAACCGGGCCCGCGGGGAGGAGCAGCGGCAGCAGGUGGCCCAGCUGAUGGCCGUGGUGGAGAGUCUGCAGAGGGAGCUGGAGGGCGCCUGCCUGGGCAACGAGCUCUUCUUUGAUGCGCAGAUGCUCCAGCGAGGAGGCGGGGCUGGCGCGUGCGAAGAGGACCUCAGGCCCUACCUGGCCAAGGUGCGGCGGCAGGUGGAGAGGCAGAAGCGAGACCUGAGGGAGGCCCGGAGGUGCUGGGUGGCCAGGGUGCUGUGCAGGGUCAGGAACUGGAUGGCUUCUCACAUUGGAAUAUCUGCUGCUCUUGCUGUAUGCAUUUUGAUUAUACUUGCUGUUUUAAUUAACUUGAGUUUUACUCACAAACAAUGAGCAUUUUCAGAUGAUUUUCACCAUCAGCUUUUGUUUUCAGUCACUCUCUCUGUUCGUGUUUACUGUAUUUUAAUUUCUCUUCCUUCCAUCAGACCUAUCUUCAUGUUAAAAACAUUCUUUUUCAAUUACCUUUAAAUAAAUAAACUCCAAAGGAAAAAACAUUUCUCCUUUCUGUUUU
Manis javanica (Malayan pangolin) is the source of this 1864-nucleotide messenger RNA. Its product is annotated as GTPase IMAP family member 5. Gene Ontology annotation, molecular function: GTP binding. NCBI's taxonomy places the organism in Eukaryota, Metazoa, Chordata, Mammalia, Pholidota, Manidae. The record is from RefSeq and is a predicted model, not a curated record.